Molecule: messenger RNA, 3483 nt
Organism: Sporisorium graminicola
Lineage: Eukaryota; Fungi; Basidiomycota; Ustilaginomycetes; Ustilaginales; Ustilaginaceae
Exons: 1
Coding region: 1-3483 (1160 amino acids)
Biological process (GO): endonucleolytic cleavage of tricistronic rRNA transcript (SSU-rRNA, 5.8S rRNA, LSU-rRNA); maturation of SSU-rRNA from tricistronic rRNA transcript (SSU-rRNA, 5.8S rRNA, LSU-rRNA); ribosome biogenesis
Cellular component (GO): nucleus; 90S preribosome
Molecular function (GO): U3 snoRNA binding; GTP binding; GTPase activity
Source: RefSeq, a predicted model, not a curated record
AUGGCAGAUGCACAGCAAGCAAACAAGGCGCAUCGCAAGGCCAAGACCGGUGGUAAGGCGGAAAAGGGCAAGGCCAAGCACACCAACGGCUUCAAUCCGAAAGCCUUCAUCUCUGCCAACAUCAACGUCGCCCAGAAACAGAUCCUCCGCAAUGCCGAAAAGGACCAGAAACGCUUCCACGUACCCCUAGCUGAUAGAACCCCCGAAGACGAACCGCCUCCCAUCAUUGUCGCCGUCGUCGGCCCAGAAGGGGUAGGCAAGACGACGCUCAUGCGUUCGCUCAUCCGCAGAUAUACCAAGCACACGCUCGCAGAGAUAAAGGGUCCCGUCACGGUCGUCACGGGCAAGAAACGACGAGUCACCUUCAUCGAGUGCAACAACGACAUCAACAGCAUGAUCGAUAUUGGCAAAGUCGCCGAUCUGGUGCUGCUCAUGAUCGAUGGCUCCUUUGGCUUCGAGAUGGAGACCAUGGAGUUUCUCAACGUCUUGCAGUCGCAUGGUUUCCCCAAGGUCAUCGGUGUGCUCACCCACCUCGACCUCAUCAAAAAGGCAAAGACGCUCAAAGCCACCAAAAAGCGCUUGAAACAGCGUUUCUGGACCGAGAUCUACGAUGGCGCCAAGCUCUUCUACCUGUCGGGCAUCAUCAACGGUCGAUAUCCCGACACCGAAAUCCAGAACCUCUCACGAUUUAUCGGUGUCAUGAAGUUCCGCCCGCUCAUCUUCCGCAACGCCCAUCCCUAUGUGCUUGCAGACCGCAUGGAAGACCUCACGCCAAGAGAGGAGAUCCGUGCCAACCCCAAAGGUGACCGAACCAUCACCGUCUACGGCUACCUCCACGGCACGAAUCUGCGAGCAUCACAGAGGGUUCACAUUCCCGGUGCCGGCGACCUGUCCAUCACUUCAAUCGAAAAGCUCAACGAUCCAUGCCCGCUCCCCACGCAAGACAGCGAGAAGCGCAGAAAGCUGUCGGACAAGGCCAAGCUCAUCCACGCUCCCAUGAGUGACGUCGGCGGUGUCAUGUUCGAUAAGGAUGCUGUCUACAUCAACGUGCCUGGAAACUUUACCCGCCAGGGAGAAGGCGCCGAGCCAGCAGGCGAGGGCGAAAAGAUGGUCAUGGAUCUGCAGGAUGCGCAUACCACGCUCGACAACCUUGCAGCCCAUGGGGAGCUGCGACUGUUUGACUCGGACUCUGAUGGUCUGCGAUCUGGCGAUAUCGCUGUCCAGCAAGACGGAGACGAUGCCUUCGAGUACAGCGCGCCUACCAAGGGCAAGCGUGUGCGAAGAGCUGCUUUCGACGACGUGCUUCUCGACGACGACAUGGAUGAUGAUCAGGAUGACGACGAGGACGGCAGCGAUGGAGGCUUCGAGGACAGCGACGAUGACGAUGACGACGACCAAGGUCAAGAACGUCGUGCGUUUACACGCAAAGCCAUCGAAGCGGAUGAGGCGGACGGUCCCGCAACUAAGGACAUCCCCUUUGCCGACAGUGACUCCGACAUGGGUCUUGGCUCAGACAAAGAUGAGGAUGAGGACGAUGGCUCGGACGAAGAGACCGCGAGCGCGAUCAGUGAAGGCGAUCACGACGAGGUAGCCCCAUGGAAGCGCGACCUGGCCGCACGCGCUGAAGCCACAGUGCGCGCCAACAAGAACCGCAAGCCCAUCGACCUUGCCCGACUCAUCUACCACUCGGACAAGACGCCCGAGCAGAUCGCCUCUGGCAAUGUCCACAGCGACGGCGACGGCGAUGACGAGGCCGACAUCCGCAAGAUGGCCGAAGACGAUGAUGACGGAGACGACUUUUUCCGACCAGCCGAUGGCAAGCCUGCUUCCUCGAAACAGGUCGAGCCGGAGGAUGAGUAUCAGGAUGUGCCCGAUCAGGCGCGUCCUCUGGCCAAAGCUAGCCAUCUGAGCCAUUGGGCAGAGGAGCGCGUGUUGGAUUCGAUCCGACGUUUCUUUAUUACCGGCGACGAGCCUGACAACUUGGAAGAGCGCAAGGACGGCAAACGCGGUCAAGUUACCAACGGUGACGACGAGGACGCUGAAUCCGCUGACGAGACUGCUGCUGGCGACGAACACGACGACGGCGACGACUCUUCGGAAGAAGCACGCGCCAAAGCCCUCGCUGCUAAGAAAGAAGCGCUCAAACGCCGAUUCGACGAGCAGUAUGACGAUCCGGACGCUGACACCAAACAGGACUGGUACGACGAGCAGAAGGACGCGCUCGCCGCGCAGGCCGCGCUGAACAAGGCCGAGUUCGCCGCGGUCGACGAAGAAGUGCGUCACCAAGUGGUCGGCUACCAGCCGGGCGCGUACGUCCGCAUCGAGCUGAGCAAGGUGGCCUACGAGCUCGUUGAGAACUUCGACCCGGCCUACCCCUUGCUCGUCGGCGGCCUGUUGGCAAGCGAAGAGUCGUUCGGAUUCAUCCAGGUGCGCAUCAAGCGUCACCGCUGGCAUCAGAAGAUCCUCAAGACAAACGACCCGCUCAUCUUCUCGCUGGGGUGGCGUAGGUUCCAGUCGAUCCCCAUCUACUCGCUCGACGACGGUACGCGCAACCGCAUGCUCAAGUAUACCCCUGAGCACAUGCACUGCCUGGCGUCGUUCUACGGACCCGUCUCGGCGCCCAACACGGGCUUCUGCGCGUUCAACACGCUGUCGACCGCCACGCCUUCGUUCCGCGUCUCGGCGACCGGGGUGGUAUUGGACGUGGAUUCCGGGUCGCAGAAGAUUGUCAAGAAGCUCAAACUCACGGGUACGCCCGCCAAGAUCUACAAGAACACGGCUUUCAUCAAGGACAUGUUUUCGUCUGCCCUCGAAGUGGCCAAGUUUGAAGGCGCGCACAUCAAGACGGUCUCGGGGAUUCGCGGACAGAUCAAGAAGGCCUUGUCGAAGCCAGAGGGGCAGUUUAGGGCGACGUUUGAAGACAAGAUCCUGAUGUCGGAUAUCGUGUUCCUCAGAGCGUGGUAUACGAUUCAGCCACGCAAGUUUUACAAUCCGGUCACGUCGUUGUUACUGUCGCCGGCGUCGAGGGGUUGGCAGGGGAUGCGGUUGACGGGCGCGGUGCGCAAGGAGCGCCAGCUCAAGGCGCCCAACCACAUCAACUCGAGUUACCGCGGCGUGGAGCGCACCGAGCGCAAGUUCAACCCGCUGCGCGUCCCGCGCGCCCUGCAGGCCGAGCUGCCGUUCAAGUCGAAGCCCAAGCAGAUGGCGGGCGCCAAGUCGACCUCAUACUUGGCCAAGCGCGCGGUGGUGCUCGAGGGCGACGAGAAGAAGGCGCUCGCGCUGCUGCAGCAAAUGAAGACGGUGCAGCGCGAGAAGGAGGAGAAGCGCAAGCGGAAGGGCUUGGAAAAGAAGGGCGAGAAGAUGAAGCUCGCCAUGAAAGAUGAGGAGAUUCGCGCGCAGAAGAGGAAGGCCGAGAUGAAGGAGAUCUAUCGUAUCCAGGGUAUGAAGGCUCAGACGGCGGCCAAGAGGCAGAAGACCAAGUGA